UUGACGGGAACACACGUCAUGAUAUAUCAGCAACAGCGGCUUACGAUACUCGUUGCUGUUAUAACUUUAACAUCAGGAAGAUAUACGAGAAAAAAUUAAAUAACAUUAGACUACUUUGUGUUAUCAUGUACAAAAUAUAAAUUAAGUGUAGUGAAGUGACUGAGACUGAAAAGUGAAGUGUAGUGUCCGGGAUGUCGAGCGCGCGACGCGGUGUGGCCUACACCAUUGACAGUAUCCUCGGCCAUCGGGUUCCUAACAACGGUAAUGAUGGCGUGGAUAUGAAAAGCGAGAGCGUGCAUUCAGACUCCGAGCAUGAACACGAGCAUGAUCAUGACCACGAGCAGGGACAGGAACGCGAACCGGAUAUUGACCCGAGCGCCGAACACACUGACCAUUUGGACAUGGAUGCCAAUAGACCACGCAAGCAGGUACGUCGCAGCCGGACCACGUUCACGACCUACCAGCUGCAUGAGCUGGAGCGCGCCUUUGACAAGACACAGUAUCCAGACGUCUUCACGCGUGAGGAACUUGCACUACGGCUGGAUCUCAGCGAGGCGCGUGUACAGGUGUGGUUCCAAAACCGUCGCGCGAAGUGGCGCAAGCGAGAAAAGGCUUUAGGGCGCGAACAUGCUCCUUUCCUGCAUCAUGAUCACGGAGAAUGGGGCGGCGCCAGCGCACCAGGUGGUGAGUGGUGGUCGCUAGGACUUAGCGCAUUGCCUCCCGCGCCUUUGUGGCCCGAACCAGCAUUGGCUGCAUUACUCCACAGGUACGUCCUUCGUCUGCCGCCACCCGCCACUCACUCUCCAGUGCCACGUUCUCCAUCUCCUCUCCGCUCUCCGCCCCGCUCGCCGCUCCGCUCAGUGGGUACACCCAGCGCGCUUUCCGUUCCGCCAGAUGCGUUGCGGCUUCUACAUGAACGGUAUAAUCGUGUCCACACAUAACACCCGCACUCUGGCGCGUCUGAAACCGCCUCUAGGUAGACAACAUGAAGACACGAUAAUACAUAAUCAUCAUAAAACAUUUUAAUAAAAAUAUUGUGUCUUAAGAUAUUAAAUUAUAUUAACUGGUCACAAUUUACAGUUUAAUUAUGUAUAAAUAGACUUAUAAUUUUUCAUACAAUUUGGAAUUUUACGGCAAACUAAGUUUAAUAUCUCAUGUUACGUGUGCCUUAAUAAAUUCUUCAACUUUUCAUUUGAGAUCUCAAUUCGUGAUUGUGUAUAUUGUGAUGACCAUUACUUAUAAAUUAAGAUUGCUAUUAGGUGAGUUACUUAAUUAUGUUAUAAAUUAAAAGUCUAAGAUGUAUAUAUUGAAGUUGUAAAUAUUGUACAUUUUUAUUAUAAUAUGGUUUUAAGUAGGGAUGCAUCCGAUACCGAUGCCGAUACCGAUAUAUCGGCGAUACUUUGGGUUUGCCGAUAUAUCGGCAUCGGCGAUAUUUUCAUUGCCGAUUCACCGAUACUUGUCAAAUUUCACGCUUUAAAAAAAUAAUGUAAACGC
Pieris napi is the source of this 1494-nucleotide messenger RNA. RefSeq names its product retinal homeobox protein Rx2-like. Bases 192 to 941 code for a protein of 249 amino acids. Gene Ontology annotation, molecular function: DNA-binding transcription factor activity, RNA polymerase II-specific; RNA polymerase II transcription regulatory region sequence-specific DNA binding. Gene Ontology annotation, biological process: regulation of transcription by RNA polymerase II. The transcript is spliced from 6 exons. Lineage: Eukaryota; Metazoa; Arthropoda; Insecta; Lepidoptera; Pieridae. The record is from RefSeq and is a predicted model, not a curated record.